This is a messenger RNA of Triticum turgidum subsp. durum (durum wheat), 597 nucleotides long. The record is from the annotation of a GenBank genome assembly. NCBI's taxonomy places the organism in Eukaryota, Viridiplantae, Streptophyta, Magnoliopsida, Poales, Poaceae.
AUGUCGACUCCUUCAAGGAAGAGGCUGAUGAGGGACUUCAAGCGGCUGAUGCAGGACCCUCCUGCGGGCAUAAGCGGGGCGCCGCAGGACAACAACAUAAUGCUUUGGAAUGCUGUGAUUUUUGGCCCUGACGAUAGCCCGUGGGAUGGAGAGCAAAGGUUUAAAUCAGAAUUUUGCGCCAAGGGAAUGAUCGUCUCUGGGUGGGGGAUGGUGGUGGCGCGUGUGAUUAAGGUGUGUGGUGGCGUUGGCCCCAAACAUAUUAUCAGAGUGCUGAGCAGAGAAAAAAGAGGCACGUUUAAGCUGACUCUCCAGUUUAAUGAAGAAUAUCCUAAUAAGCCACCAACAGUUCGGUUUAUUUCUCGGAUGUUUCACCCUAACAUUUAUGCUGAUGGAAGCAUAUGCUUAGAUAUUCUACAGAAUCAGUGGAGCCCAAUAUAUGAUGUAGCUGCUAUACUUACAUCUAUCCAGUCGCUGCUGUGUGAUCCUAACCCGAAUUCGCCUGCUAACUCAGAAGCUGCCCGCAUGUUCAGUGAGAACAAGCGAGAGUACAACCGCAAAGUGCGGGAGAUUGUUGAGCAGAGCUGGACGGCAGACUAA